Durusdinium trenchii is the source of this 1764-nucleotide messenger RNA. The record is from the annotation of a GenBank genome assembly. Lineage: Eukaryota; Dinophyceae; Suessiales; Symbiodiniaceae.
AUGACCUACCAGACCAUGGCGCAGAUUUUCAUGGGAAUUGCUCAGACUGGAUGCUGGGGUUGCUUCGAUGAAUUCAACCGAAUCUCCAUUGAGGUGCUCUCGGUGGUGUCCACCCAGUACAAAUGCAUCCUUGAUGCGAUUCGUGCGCAAGUUCAGGUAUUCCUGUUUGCAGAGGAGGAGACCAAGUUGAUUUCGACAUGUGGAGCUUUCAUUACCAUGAACCCCGGCUACGCUGGGCGAACGGAGCUGCCAGAGAAUCUCAAGGCGCUCUUCCGUUCCGUGGCCAUGAUUGUGCCUGACCUGCGAUUCAUUUGCGAGAACAUGCUGAUGUCCGAGGGUUUCAUCAAAGCCCGACCUUUGGCCAACAAGUUUGUGCAGCUCUAUUCAUUGUGCAAGGAGCUUCUGAGCAAACAGAUGCACUAUGACUGGGGUUUGCGGGCUGUCAAAUCCCUUCUUCGGCAGGCAGGUACGUUGAAGCGCUUGGAACCAGACAGUGAUGAGAAUCCCGUUCUUUGCCGAGCUUUGCGAGAUUUCAACACUCCCAAAAUCACCACGCUGGAUAUGCCUAUUUUCAUUCGCUUGAUCCAGGAUCUCUUCCCUGGUGUCUGGCCUGAUCCAUUCAGCGAUCCAGACUUCGAAAAGUUUUGCGAACAGAUCGCCAAGCAACGUGGCUUGCAGGCAGACAAGCAGUUCAUCAUCAAGACUGUCGGCAUGCUUGGAAUCCUUGGGGUGCGCCACUGCAUGUUCAUCAUUGGACCAUCUGGUUGUGGCAAGACGGAGGUGUGGAAGACUCUGAUGGAAGCACUUCGGGCUCGUGGGGAAGACGGGCAGUGGGAACAGGCAAAUCCAAAAGCCGUGACCAGUGACGAGCUGUACGGCACCAUGUCCAAGACGAAGGAGUGGAAAGAUGGACUGAUUGCUGUCAUUUUCCGGAACAUGAGCAAAGAGAUCAACGGCUACAAGUCGUCCCAUCAGCACAAGUGGGUGAUUCUGGAUGGAGACAUCGAUGCAACUUGGAUUGAGUCCAUGAACACGGUCAUGGACGACAACAAGGUCUUGACAUUGGUCUCCAAUGAACGUAUUCCAUUUUCUCCAUCCAUGCGCAUGAUUCUCGAGAUCCAAGAUAUGAAGCAUGCAAGCCCAGCAACUGUCUCACGAGGUGGUGUCCUUUUCAUCAACGAAACUGACAUUGGUUGGAAGCCUUAUGUUGAAAGCUGGCGGGAGAAGCUGGACCAAAUUCCCCAGGGUGCCUUCUACUUGCACUUUUCCAAUUACUUUGAGCAGAACAUCGAGGCCAUCCGCAAGUCGUUCAACUUCUCCUGCCCAAUGCUGGAUAUGGGCUUCAUCAACAGCCUCACGUGCUUUAUUGAUGCCCUUUUGACCAACAACACAAAGGAGAAUCUGGAGGCUUUAAGAACCAUGACCCCUGAAGAGCAGAAGAUGAGCUACGAUGCCAUGUUUUGUUUUGCCAUGAUGUGGACCAUUGGUGGUUCCAUCGCAGAUGACAAGACAGUCAACUACCGCAAGGCCUUCAAUGCUUUCAUGAAAGGUAUCUCGAAAGGGGUGCGCUUCCCUGACCAGGGGGAGUGCUAUGACUACAUCUAUGAGCCGAAGGCCAAGGACUGGGUGUGCUGGGAUACCUACAUCAAAGCCUACCAGCCAUUGACAGAGCAGAUGUACCAGAACAUCGUGGCUCACCUGCUUCAGACAAAGGGGCUGGUGCUUUCACAGACAACAUGCCUGUUAAAUACUUUGCACACAUAG